Messenger RNA from Daldinia decipiens, 1716 nucleotides. RefSeq names its product glycoside hydrolase family 18 protein. Gene Ontology annotation, molecular function: chitinase activity. Gene Ontology annotation, biological process: carbohydrate metabolic process. Gene Ontology annotation, cellular component: extracellular region. The transcript has a single exon. Bases 413 to 1429 code for a protein of 338 amino acids. Lineage: Eukaryota; Fungi; Ascomycota; Sordariomycetes; Xylariales; Hypoxylaceae. The record is from RefSeq and is a predicted model, not a curated record.
CUAAUAUAUUAAGCUAAUGUUUUAUCAUCCUAAUAGUUAUUAGAUUUUUAAGUUAUGCAUUACUACUUACACCACACCUAUGCGCUAUGCUCAUAAGUGUCGAGACAAUGAAGGGCACAUUUUAUGAAAGCGACUCUAAGAAUUAUAGAGCUUAGAACCAAUUAGUAUCCAGCCACGACCGGGCUACUAAACUUAUUUUGACAGUCAGCCCCAAUUUUUCACUACUGGCUAACCUAGGUCUUUCCUCAUCCACCACAGCCUCAUUCACGAAGCACAAAGCCGAUGAGAGUGAAAACAUUAAGUCGGCGCUACUACUACAUACCUCAUCUAUACUCUUAUUUUUUUAAUUUUCAAGUUCGACUCCAUAUUAGAAUUCAUCCUUCCUUUCUUUCAAGCCCUUGACUAAAGCAUCAUGGCAUCGUUGCCGGCGGGGAUAACCCCUCGCCUUGUUGUGUACUACCAGACUAUUCACGAUUCCAACGGUAACCAUAUCUCAAUAUUACCCUUAAUCACGAAGCCCGACAUAUCGAUUACACACCUAAUCGUGGCCGCGAUUCACAUCAACGAAGAUCCAAAUGGCUUAACACUCAACGACCAUCCCCCCUCAGACCCGCGAUUCAUUACCAUGUGGGCAGAGAUGCGCAUUGCUCAAGCUAGCGAUAUCAAGGUUCUUGGCAUGUUAGGCGGUGCAGCUAAGGGUUCUUAUUCUCGGCUAGACCAAGACCAGGAGACUUUUGAGAAGUACUACGGUCCUCUCUACGACCUUAUCCGAGAAAGAGAUCUCAACGGCCUCGACUUAGAUGUUGAAGAGCAAAUGUCGCUAGGGGGCAUCGUGCGCCUUAUCGAUAGACUCAGAGCAGACUUCGGUCCCGACUUCAUCAUUACUCUUGCGCCGGUCGCAGCAGCUCUCCUCGAUCCAAGACGCAAUCUCAGCGGCUUCGACUAUGAGGCCCUGGAAGUUAUGCGCGGCAAGCAAAUUGCUUGGUACAAUGCACAGUUCUAUUGCGGAUGGGGCGAUGCUAGUACUCCCGUGAUGUAUGAAAUGUGCAUCGCAAGGGGCUGGCCGCCGGAAAAGGUUGUCGUUGGUCUUGUGACGACGCCAGAUAACGGACCCGGCUGGGUACCAUUCGAAGUUUUAGAACCGACGCUGGCAGUCUUGUGUCACCAGUUCUCUAAAUUUGGAGGUGUCAUGGGAUGGGAGUACUUCAAUGGGCUGCCAGGGGGCAAAGGACGACCUUGGGAAUGGGCGCAGCGCAUAACGAAGCUGUUAGGGGGCACUCGAGCUUGGGAUGCAGAAAGUACCAACGUAAAAAAGGCUCAGGGUAGAGGGGUUCUCGAAGUAGAUCCGGACACUGGUAAUGGACCAGAUCCAGAGAUUCCUCAGGGUUUCGAGUAUUACUCUGAUGGCUUGGAUGAGGAUGCCAACUAAGUUGGUCUUGGUGAAGAAUGAGUCACUAUAGGUGCGUCAGGGUCGUACUUCCAAGAGUUUACGUGUGCUAUCCAAGUCUCGUAGUGACUGUAUAGACCGUCAAUGAGAGCAAUCAUAUUGCCGAAGUCAGGACAACAUCAAUCCUAAAGUAGGAUCGCGAGAUGAGUUCCAACAUUCAGCGCACUUCGGCAGCGUAGGUAUAGUCACCACGAUUAACUAUGGCCAACUUCUAGGAGCUUAAAUGUUGUGCCCUAGAAGCAUUUAAGAGAGGUUCACGGGGUAGCGAU